Fragaria vesca subsp. vesca is the source of this 2309-nucleotide messenger RNA. RefSeq lists its product as uncharacterized. Bases 137 to 1849 code for a protein of 570 amino acids. The transcript is spliced from 9 exons. NCBI's taxonomy places the organism in Eukaryota, Viridiplantae, Streptophyta, Magnoliopsida, Rosales, Rosaceae. The record is from RefSeq and is a predicted model, not a curated record.
CUCAUCUUCUCCAUCUCUCGAUCUCUCUGCUCAGAUCUUCAUUUUCGCUUUGCGCUUUCGAUUUCCAGCUCCGUUUCCGGGAGAUCGCGGACUGGCUAGGUUUCCGAUGCGCCAGGAUCAACCACUGUAGCAUGAAAUGGAUCAUGAAGCUCAGUUGUGCAAGAAGUUUGUCAACAUGAAAUCCCAAAGGGUGAAGGCGGAAGAUUAUUUUGCUCCUGCACUGGAUGAUGAAACCGAAACUAUUGAGCACCUACUAGCAGAACCUAAAGCUGAAUUUGUUACAGUUGAUGGUGUCUUGUGUUUUGGCAAGGAGAAUGCAGAAAAUUGCUUGAACUUUGAUGACUUUUCUUCUGGAUUUGACUAUGGACUAAAUACAUUUAAUGGUGAGCGGCAUUCUGUUCAUCCCCGCGGGUUGCGUUCUGCUCAUCCUCGCCAAGGGGACUAUGAAUUAGAACUUGGAGUUCUUGAUGGGUUGCUGGAUGAAAUUGAAGAAGUGGAAGAUAUUCAUGCAACAAAUGGUCUUGCAAGUCCAUGUGAUGAUUUUCUUCUUGAUAUUGGAUUUACAGGGAAACUUUCUGAAUUGGAAUUUGGUCCUUGUGAAAAAUCAAAUUGUGGAAACACUGAAAGUCGGUCUCCAGGGUUAAGUGGUAGUAGUAAUAGUGCUGUAGGAGUUUCAGAAUCGUCAACAGUGACAAUUCAAGAAUUUGAGUGCAAAAAUCAUUCUCAUCCCAAGGAAUCACCUCAUAAGUUUCCUGGUGACUUCAGGCGGAAAAAAAGACGUCAGACACCAGUUGAAAGAACUACCUGCCCUAGUUCGUUCAGUUUACAAAACCUUGAGGAACCUUUAGUGAAUGGGUUAUUGUCAAGUGAAAAUGAGAAAUCCUCUGUUGAAGCAAACAAAGUUGGUGCCCUUAUUAAGAAGAAAAGGCUGCCUAAGACUACUCAGAGACUCGUUAAAAGGAAAGCAAAAGAUUUAGUGGAAAGUGAAAACAUCUCCCAUCUUGCUGCUACAGAGGAUCAGUGCUUGAAUGCUAGAUCUCAGAAUAAACUUCAUCCAAGACCUAGGACAUUGCCACCAGUGCCUGAGGAGGAUUCAAUUUCAGAUAAUCUGACACUGUCUGAAUUCAAGAUUCGGAUAGCACGUCCAAAGAAGCAGGCAAUUCGGACUGAAUUUCAACCCAUUACAUCUGAAUCUGAAGAUGAAAUUGUGAGAGUGACGAUACCCGAAAAGCAUGAUACAAGGAAGCAUCAACCUAUUAAAUCUAAGUCUGAAGAUGAAAAGGUGACCAUGAAGAUAUCCAAAAAGCGUGAUCAAAGGAAGCAUCAACAUAUUAAAUCCAAGUCUGAAUAUCAAACUGUGUCAAGGAGAAGAUCUACAAGGCAUAAUCGAAGGAAGCAUCAGCCUGUUGACUCUGACUCCGAAGAUGAGAUCCUGAGGAGGAAAAGAUCUAACAAGGAUGAUCGAAGGAAGCAUCAAAGGAUGUGGGAUAUCUCUGAGAUUAUGACAUUGGUUGAUGGUAUUUCUGAGUAUGGAGUUGCACAAUGGACACGCAUAAAGAGGCUUCUAUUUACUAAUGCUUAUCGUACGCCUAUAGAUCUCAGGGACAAAUGGAGAAAUCUUCUGAGUAACUGCUGUCACAGGAAACUGAAGAAAGAGCUUGAUGAAAAGGAGGAGAAUGACAUGGAUCUACCGAAGUCACUGAUAUACCGAGUGCGUGAGCUGGCAAAGAAACAUCCAUAUCCAAGGCAGCGUGGUAAAAAGUGUUCCCCUGCCAUACUCCCUGUUGAAAGCAAAGGUGCUUCAUCUGACCUCAUCAUAAAGUAUGUGAGAAGGAAGAACCGUUCUUGAAGUUCAUUGCUGCAGCAACUUGAUAGUCAGGACUGUACUUUACUUGUAAAAAGUCUCUGUUGUUAUUAACAAGCUUUUCUCAUUAACAUCCUGUUCUUGGAUCUCUGGAAAAUGUGAUUGCUGAAUUCAGGCUGUCAGCUACAGUGGGCUGUAUUUCUCUUUUGUAAUGAGAUUAUCAGAUAUUAUGUCAGACGAGAGGAGUUUUAUAUGGCAUUAAUGCAUAUCUUUUGUAGGAAUUUACUUAUGGGUAACUUACAAACAUUGUUGCUGGACAAACUUGUAAAUGCGUACAUUUUAUAGGUGUGAUCAGCUGUUAGUUGUCUUACCCUAAAUCUAGUUACUAUUUGUCGAUUGUUAUCGUCUUCUAUGUUGGGAAUGAUCGAGAGGCUCGAAAGGCGCAUGAAGCCUUGUGUUUUCAGAAUACGACACUGAGCGCCUCAUCGAUGCGAUGGAGGUUUUG